Molecule: messenger RNA, 3289 nt
Organism: Lytechinus pictus (painted urchin)
Lineage: Eukaryota; Metazoa; Echinodermata; Echinoidea; Temnopleuroida; Toxopneustidae
Product: mediator of RNA polymerase II transcription subunit 27-like
Exons: 8
Coding region: 57-977 (306 amino acids)
Biological process (GO): regulation of transcription by RNA polymerase II
Cellular component (GO): mediator complex
Molecular function (GO): transcription coactivator activity
Source: RefSeq, a predicted model, not a curated record
AUCGCAUUUCAUAGGAGCUAAAUCCCGGUGCAGUGGAUCAGGAUAGGAACGGCGCAAUGGCGAAUCCAAUCGUAGAGAACGCGAACUAUCUCAAUCGGGCCAUUUUAACGACUCAAAAAUUGAGGAUUAGCGUAUCUAAAACAUUCAAUCACAUGAAAGAUGGCAUUAAGGUGUCGAAAGAUGAGCAUGGAGCCCCAAAGUCAUUUGCAUCACAACUCCAAGAGGAUCUUUUCCUCAUCAACGAAAGCUUUGUAGAGUUGGAGAAGCUGACAAAUGCUGUGAGAAGACAGAGAGAGGCGGAGACUAUUGGGAAUACAGGAUCACUCAGUAUGGAUCCAAUCACAGACAAGACCCCUCUCUAUCCAAAGGCUCUUGAGACAUACAAAUGGGCAACAAGGCUAAGGGAGCAUUCCUCCUUUGCCCAUACAUUCCUCAAUAGCAGUUCUAUCAAGAGAUCCUCAGGGAGCGGAGGAAGUCCAGCUAAGAGAAGGAAAACAGCUCCUACCAAUCUCAAUAUAUCAACACAAGCUGUAGACAAUCUUGUCAUGAAUGUAAACCGUCAAUUCCAUGAGGUGAAAAUCACCAAGAUACAACUCAACCCAACAGUAUUGCAGGUCUAUGUAAGCAGAACAUUACAAGCCAUCAUUGUCCUCCGAGGUUUGCUCAUAGAAAGGGUACUCAUCAGAGCUCACAAUGAAAAUACUCUCAAUGAUGAUGGGACGCUUGAUUUGUGGACACCAUCAAAAUAUGAAGUUUUCCAGAAGAUCACUGAGCAUGCGACAGCAGCUUCUUUACGAUAUUAUCUACCUACAAUGCAAGAUCUCUCAUUUAGAUCUUUCAUGCAUUGGCUGAACAGUUUCGCCAAGCUGUUCUCCACACCAUGUAGACUAUGUGGAAAGUAUAUCAAGGACAACCUACCUCCUACCUGGCGAUGUUUCCGUACUGUGGAACCCUACCAUGAAUGCUGUCGUCCAUGAAUUCCAUGUGCGAACAAUCCUCUCGCUAUCUUCUUGCAAGAUGUUGAUAUACUUGAACUGAUGUGAAUGGAUACAUCUGAUUUGAAUGGAUACAUUCACAUUCAAUCAGACUACAACAUUUUCCAGCCGUGACUAAUAUGACAUACUUCAGAGCUUGGCACCUGUGAAUGUUCUUCUGAUGAAUGUCUCCAUAUAAGUGAUAUUCAUUGUCACCAUUUGAACCGUCAUCAUCGUUAUCAUCAGACUUGUCAUGUACUCUUCUCUCACCAUUCUCAACCCAGAUGAAGUUGAUGGUUGGUGGGAAAGAAGAGACGAGACUUUGUAAGCACUGUCAAGGAUAUGUUGCCCCAUUUGUCACUGGUUAUUGCGUAAAGCUCAGGGGAAGAAUGGACAGUUAGAUGAACGAGAAAAUGAAGACUGUUAUGUAUUGAUUGUAGGACCCGAGUAUGUGUGUUAAUAUUCACUGUAAAGGCUGGAAAUGGAUAGCCAGUCUUCAUCUAGACCCAAUUUUACCUACCGCUCAACUGUGGUUAAACUUUAUCAUUUUGCUUGAUAUGUACAUGUAGAUAGCUCUGGGUAGCCAGAUAUUUCAUAGAAUAAUAAAUAUUUUUAUUGCUCAUCAAAUCAUGUGACCAGAGUCAAUUAAUUGUAAACAUUAUGUUGAUGCUUUCGUCUGUCCAUAGUUAAAGCAGUUUCAAACCAUGAGCUAAGUUAAACCUGAGUUUAGAACUGGCUAAAUGUUUGUUUUAUUUUUGUUAUUUAAACAUAUGAGCAGAACUGUAUAUAAUUAAAAUGUUCCAUGAAAUAAACUUCCUUGGUUAACAAUGUAUUUAUCAUUUGUCUUUAAGACAUCAGAACAUAAUAACUAUCACUAUUGUAAAUGCCAUUGCAAACACUUGUAUUUACACCCCCCCCCCCUCACAUACACACACACCUGCACAUGGACACACACAUAAUUGAAGAAGUUAAAAUGUAAAUACCCCCCCCCCCCCCCCCCCCGAAGAAAACACAUGCUUUUGCCACUUAUGAAAAUGACAUCUUGGUGCUUGAAGACUACAGUGAGAGAAAUAAGACUUUAAAUACUUUCAAUUCUUUUAUUAUUACUCAAAACUGAGAGAAUAAAUAUCAUUGACAUAAUCAUUGAGUAGCCACACAUAAAAAUUCAUCCAUAAAAGUCAACCCAACAGAUAGACUUACAUGUAUUUACAUUGCAGUAAUAUAUAUUUACAGUUUAAAAAAUCAAGUGGGAUUCAGUUAGCAAUAAGAUAAAGUAGUAAAUAAAUUGCAUAAAUCAUUGAUGGAAAAUUAGGAAGAAUUAUAGUGAAAAUUAUUAAUACAAAAUAAAGCAAGGCAUUACAUAACAGACUUUUGAAGGCAGGCAUAAUUCUUGUGUUCACAGCCAGCAUGAACUCGUACUAGUCAUUCAUUCAGUCAUUCAUUGCAACAAGGCAAUUCAUAUGUAGAGAGAGUUUCAAAUACAUCUAUCUGCAAGUGCACAUAGAAUUUAUCAUUGAUUGUGAAAUACUUGUGUAGUUGCCUUGAAAAUUGCAAACUGAAUGAAGUUUCUUGUUUCGAAAUGUUGACAUGUCAUUCCAUGUGCAUUAUUGUGUUAAUUAAUAAGACAAUUUAUAAGUCGACUGCCAGCAAAGGCAUUUAUAACCCUUUACAUGUAUUUGCUUAUAUUCCUUGCAUUGUAUAUUUGUCUUGUAUCAUUUUGUACUUCUUGUUAUCAACAAAAUGCUGGCAAUUGCCAGUGAAGUUCUAAUAAAUUCAAUUCAAUUCAUGUAUAUCCUGAAUGGUUUGUAAGUCAAACAGAAUUAAGUGGUUCCAAGAUGUUUGACGUACGCAAAGGCCAUGCACAUUUACAUGUAUAGCACAUUAACGGUUUGUAAUAAGCAUCAUUUUGUGGGAUUUUACCCAUACUUCUUGAUCAUCAUCAACUCUAACAAAAGAUUAACACAAUGAUAAACUUCAUACCCAUUUAUUGAGAUUUAGUGAAGCAGAAAUAGCAUUGUCCUUUUUCUUUUAAGUUGCAAAAUUUUAUAAGUACAUGACUAAAAAAAAUAAUCAAAUGCAAUGAUCAUCUGACAAAAACAGAAUUGUGUAGUUACCAAUUUUCUUGUUUGGUACACCAGUAUUCGUCAAAGUAGAAUUACUUUCCAUGAUUAUUUGUGUACUCACUGGAGUGAUGUUAAAUACAAGUGAAAUAUUUCAUUUACAGAAAGGAAAUCAAAUACUUUUUGGAGUACAAUUACACUCCCAGUCUCAUUCUGGGCUUCAAAAUAUUAGAGUUCAUUAAAGUUAUACAAAAA